This is a messenger RNA of Acanthopagrus latus (yellowfin seabream), 1032 nucleotides long. RefSeq names its product mitochondrial ribosomal protein S18A (gene mrps18a). Lineage: Eukaryota; Metazoa; Chordata; Actinopteri; Spariformes; Sparidae. The transcript has 6 exons. Gene Ontology annotation, cellular component: mitochondrial small ribosomal subunit; ribosome. Gene Ontology annotation, biological process: mitochondrial translation. The record is from RefSeq and is a predicted model, not a curated record. Bases 65 to 691 code for a protein of 208 amino acids. Gene Ontology annotation, molecular function: structural constituent of ribosome; small ribosomal subunit rRNA binding.
UCGCUGUCUGUUCUCGCGAGACUACCGCACAGGAAAAGACGAAGACGAAGGUCAGGAAUUAAACAUGGCAGCCCGCAGUAUGCUGAGGUCUGUGUGGACCUCGUUUGCGGGCUUAAAAGUUGGUGCCACGCGUCCCAUGGUGAAGGUUCAACAGCGGAUAAUUGUCCCGCAGCUGCCGGCUUUAACCGUUCAGAGCCGGGGGAUCCGCCAAGUGGUGGAGAAGAAAGACAGUAAAACAACAACGCUUGAGGGACAAAUACUGGACAUUCCAGCAGCACCACAGCCUCCAAACCCCACAGCCAAGUGUCCCAUCUACAGGUGGAACCUGCAGCACAAAUACAACUACACGGAUGUCUUGUUGCUCAGUCAGUUCAUCCGGUCUGAUGGAGGGAUGUUGCCCAGGAAGAUCACCGGUCUCUGUUUGGAGGAACAUCGCAAGAUUGCCAUCUGUGUGCAGAUGGCCCACAGAGAAGGUCUGCUGCCUGACCACAAACCCAAACUUCCAGAGGGCCAUGUCCCAAAGAGGCCCAAGCCCCAACUAAACCGAUACCUGACCCGCUGGUCCAUUGACUCCGUGAGACCCAUCUAUAAAACUGGACUGAAGUGGAAUAAGAGGCGCAUGCCUGUUGGCGACCCGGCACUGAAAGACAAUGUGCGCUACAGCGUCAAGCCCCUUUACUUAAAACACUGAAGGACAGGAAGUCUGACGAAUCGGUGCAGUAACUGCACCAGAGUGGGUGGGCCCUUUUUAUAUCCAAGACUUCUGUCACACUGCCCUGGGAAUGGGCCUAAAAGCUUCAUCCAUCUGUAUUUAUACUACCUUGUGUUUAUAAAGCUACGUCACAUUGAUAAUGAAUCAUGCUCAGCCCCACCCACAACCAUCCAUUCUCUCUCCAAAAGCCCUUGAAGUGAACUCUGCGGCAACUUAAUGUGAGCAUCAGCUGGGUAAAUGUUAAAGUGUCAAAGUAGGUGGUAUGUUGACUGUGUAUACUCAAGGCAACACAGAUGUGCAAAUAAAAUGCUCUCAACGUG